This is a messenger RNA of Candidula unifasciata, 445 nucleotides long. The record is from the annotation of a GenBank genome assembly. Lineage: Eukaryota; Metazoa; Mollusca; Gastropoda; Stylommatophora; Geomitridae.
AUUGUCUUUUCCUUCUGGACACUCAUCUUUUUCCAUGUACUGUAUGCUAUACCUGAUAUUGUAUCUGCAAGCAAGAGUUACUUGUCAAGCCGUUACACUGGUCAGACCUUUAGCGCAACUAAUCUUCUUCUGUUUGGGGUUCUUCACCUGCCUCAGUCGUAUAUCUGACUACAAGCACCACUGGAGUGAUGUGCUCUCGGGCUCAGUUCUAGGAAUGGUGGUGUGUGUUCUUGUGGUUUUAUGUGUGUCAGAUUUUGGCCAGGCUCUAAGGAUUAGAGGAACAUUCUGUAGGGCUGAUCAUGAUGUUCUGGUGCCAAGUGUGAACCAGACUGCAGAGGAAAGUCCUGAGACUCUCUACAAUGGAAGAUCUCUGCAAGAGAGUCAGCCAUCGAGACAAACAUCAAACCUGUCCCACACUGUUAAGAUAGAGCAGCUGGAGGUGUAA